AUGUACCCCACAGGAUGCGGUCUUCCAAACUCUAGGUGGUUGCGUGGUUAUAAUCAUUUUGAAAGUUUUGGUGGUGGUGUGGCUUCAGCGAGUGUAGUUCUUAUCGAACCUGAUUUUCACCAAACAUAUUCAAAACUUCUUUUGAAUUUGUUUGUUGCUGAAGGUGUUCUGUCAGGGCAUGGUAUAUUCUAUGGCGCUACCGAAACAUUUGAUAAUUUGCUUUGUAAAUUACCAGGUGUUAUGACUUCAGUGGAUGAAACUAAAGAAGAGAAUUUAGACCUUAAGAUAGCUUGGCGUUACAAAAACCUUUCAAAUAUUGAGAAUUCUAGCCCAUCUACUUCAAGUUUGGGACAUCACUUCAAUUUGUCAAUACCGAUGGAUGCUGUUACUCGAAUGACAGAGAUAAAUGUACCAAGUUUUCAUUUCCAACCGGAUAGUAAGAAGUCUUUACAAAUUAAUUUGAGUAAUUUGUGCCAGGAGUUAAUUAAGUUCCAGUGCAGUGCUAAAGCUCCCUCCAGCAUACGACGAAUCGUACUAAACUCAUGCGGCUCUCCUCUGUGGGGUCAUUGCAAAGAUACUCAACAAUUCUACAAGGCGAUGCUGAAUUUCUUUGCUACAUUACGACUCAUUAUUCAAAACAGUUCGUGUACAGUUUUUGUUACCUUACCCACGCUUAAGCUACCACCAGGUCUGUUCACUCGUAUAUCUCACUACUGUGAUUAUGUAUUUCAAGUACAAGGUCUUAGCGACCAGAUACAAACAAAUCCAGUUUACUCAGAAUAUGAUGGUCUGUUGACAGUUAUUCGUAACCCUUGGUUGAUUGGUGGGAACACUCUUGAACCUGCUAUCAGGCCGAGUACACUUGAAUGGUGUUUCAAGAUAAAACAUCACCAAUUAAUAAUGCAGCAUCUUCACUUACCACCGUGCCUAUCAGAAACUGUGAACAGAUCCAAUGCACCGGAAUCAAUUUUCACCUGUUCCAAAUCUCGUGAAAAGCAACUGGAAUUUUGA
Messenger RNA from Heterobilharzia americana, 1011 nucleotides. NCBI's taxonomy places the organism in Eukaryota, Metazoa, Platyhelminthes, Trematoda, Strigeidida, Schistosomatidae. The record is from the annotation of a GenBank genome assembly.